AUGGCCAUUCCCCGGGUUUUACUGGUAUCGGCCCUUGCGCUGCUGGUCCCAGUGACCGCUCAGCAGGGGAAGGACCCUCUUAAGGACUUUUGUAGGCGAUUUGGGCAUCAAACGGCAGUGAUUGAUAAUAAGUUGUUUAUCGAUGGCGGUUUCGUGAACUACAGCCCUCUCGACCAAAAUCCUGAAAAUUAUACCAACAGCCGAAUCCUCUAUGCCGACUUUGACGUCAACAACCAGGGCAUGCCCCAGGCCUACGCCAACCUCAGCAAACCCAGCGCCGUUCCCUCCGUGAAUGGCGGCAUCCUAUGGCCCGACACGGUGAACAAGAUCCUGUAUCAGUACGGCGGCGAAUUUGACGACAACGAUGACUCCUCGAACUUCACGUUAUGGAUGUACGACGCCCUCUACAACACCUGGAACAAGACCAAGGAAGACGACACACAGGACGGUAUUCAGCGGGCCAGCUACGGUGCUGGCGUCACGGUCCAGGACCGCGGCGUGGGCUAUUACUACGGCGGAUGGUUAAGUAAUGCCUCGGUUCCGGACUGGGGCGAUUCGGAUCCCAUCGCGCUCUCGCAUUUACUGUCGUAUAAUAUGUUAGAAAAUACAUGGACGAACUCUUCGGGGCCGGAUUCUGUCGGUCGCGCUGAAGGUGUCAUGCUAUAUGUUCCGGCGAGUGACGGCAUGUUGGUUUAUCUUGGGGGUGUCCAGACGCCGAGUAAGAAUGGGACCAUGACAGGCCAGCCGAUGAAUGAAAUUCUGCUUUACGACAUCGCUAACAGCAAAUGGUACACGCAAAAGGCGACCGGGGAGGUGCCCGAGCAGCGCAGACGGUUCUGCGCCGGUGUCGUCUGGGCGGAGGACCGAUCCUCGUACAACAUUUACCUCUACGGGGGAUUGGGAGUGCCAGGGGGUCUCGGGUUCGAUGAUAUCUAUAUUUUGUCGAUGCCGUCGUUUCGCUGGAUUAAAUGGUAUCCUCUCAGUCCGGGAGAGGGAUUUCCUCAUCACUCGCUAACCUGCGAUGUUGUAAAUAAUGCACAGAUGAUCGUCAUGGGCGGCACCUUCACCAACUCCACGUCCUGCGACGUCCCACCGAUCUACGGCAUGCACAACAUGGACCUAGGAAAGCAGAACUCCCUGAAACAAAAUUGGGCCUCCUUCAAUCCCAACCUGACGACCUAUAAAGUCCCGUCAGAAGUCACUGACGUGAUUGGAGGAUCCACAACCGGCGGCGCCAAAAUUAAAACCCCCUCCGGCGGCUUUAGCGACCGCGAUCUGCAACCCUACUUCGAACGCCAAUACACGCCCGCCACGCGGUCCCCAACCCGCCCCAUCCCCACGGCCACCGCACCAGCCGACUCAUCGUCCUCCUCUAAGAAGCCGGUCGGCGCGAUCGUCGGUGGCGUAGUCGGUGGCGUCGCCGGUGCCGCCAUCAUCGUCGGUCUCGUAUGGUUCCUCCUGCGACGCCAACGCAAGAAGAAGGCCGGUACUGCCGGCGCCACGCCCGUCCCGACCACCAGCGAGCCUCCCACGGCACUUUCAUCUCCCACGGCAGGCGGAUUCGGGUUCUCGGACCCUAAACACGUGGUGGCGGAUCCGUAUCCUCUGUUGGGAGAUAGUUACGCAUCGCAACAUACACACAACGAACAGCAGGGGCAGGGGGCCGUGGAGACGACGCAUCAGCGCUCACCGAGUGAGCUUGAACCCGCCCCGUUGGUCGAGCUGUCAUCCCCUGACGCGGAGGCCGUCGCUGCCUCGAGGGCCCAGUAUUCCGCGACCACCGUUGCCCCGGAGGGAUCUGCCCCCGGAGGAUGGUGGAAGCCAGACGGGAGUGUCGGAGAUUCGGGUAUGCAGCGGUGA
Aspergillus melleus is the source of this 1860-nucleotide messenger RNA. RefSeq lists its product as uncharacterized. Gene Ontology annotation, molecular function: protein binding. The record is from RefSeq and is a predicted model, not a curated record. The transcript is spliced from 7 exons. Bases 1 to 1860 code for a protein of 619 amino acids. NCBI's taxonomy places the organism in Eukaryota, Fungi, Ascomycota, Eurotiomycetes, Eurotiales, Aspergillaceae.